AGAAAUUUAUUAAAUGCGCGAAGGAUAAUUGCGGAUCAGCGCCAGUUAGUUUAAAAUUGCGAAGUUUACGCCCUGAAAUUCUAAACAAAUCAGCAGAAGUUGAGUUUCAAGUGCCUUACUCAGUUUACAUACACUGUUCAGUAUGCGUGAAUACAAGCUGGUAGUCCUGGGAAGUGGAGGUGUUGGUAAAUCUGCUCUCACGGUCCAGUUUGUCCAGGGAAUAUUUGUUGAUUAACAGACCAAGAUUACUUUUAUCUUCUUUUAAUCUCAAUCUGAGGUGGAUGGACAGCAGUGUAUGCUAGAAAUAUUGGACACGGCAGGUACUGAACAGUUUACUGCUAUGAGAGAUCUGUACAUGAAGAACGGUCAAGGUUUCAUCCUCGUUUAUAGUAUUACAGCACAGUCCACUUUCAACGAUAUUCAGGACCUUAGGGAGCAGAUUCUGCGUGUGAAGGAUUGUGAGGAUGUCCCGAUGGUUCUGGUUGGGAACAAAUGUGAUCUAGAAGAUGAGAGAGUUGUGGGCAAAGACCAGAAAGGUUUAGAAGGAAAGGCUUCUAAUCCUACUGUUCUUUUAUCUAGAAAGGUUCAGAAGGAAAGGCUUCUAAUCCUACUAAUCUCUUACUUCAAAGGUUCAGAAGGAACGGUUUCUAAUCCUACUGUUCUCUCAUCUAGAAAGUUUCAGAAGGAAAGGCUUCUAAUCCUAUUGUUCUUUUCUCUAGAAAGGUUCAGAUGGAACGGUUUCUAAUCCUACUGUUCUUUUAUCUAGAAAGGUUUAGAAGAAAAUGCUUCUAAUCCAAUUCUUAUCUAGAAAGUUCCAGUAUGAAAGGCCUCUAAUCCUACUGUUCUCUCAUGUAGAAUAAAUGGAGGGAAAUCUCAUUAAAACUAAAUCAGUUUUCAACCUCAAAUUAGAAAUACAAGUUCUUAAAUGUUUCUUUCAGAAUGUUAACUACUUAAAGCUCUGCAAGUACCAACAAUACACGUUAUGUACUUAAUGUACUUGCAGUUGAAGUAAUCUAGAAGUACACUUCAGAUAUUUGUAGUAUAAUUAAAAACACUUAAGUACCAUAGUUCUGAAAAUUUGACAGAAAUCAAGAAAAUACUAUUUCCAGCUGCUUUUUUACCAGAGUUUAGAAAAUUUUUGGACAAUGUCUAUUAACCCUUCUUGUGGCUAUUAUAUUGAUUGUGCGAAGCGCAAACAACUUUUAUAUUAUUUUCCCAUUUGCGAGAAAUAAAUCAGCUUUUUAUCUUGA
Messenger RNA from Eurytemora carolleeae, 1250 nucleotides. Its product is annotated as ras-related protein Rap-1b-like. Gene Ontology annotation, biological process: cellular response to cAMP; Rap protein signal transduction; negative regulation of synaptic vesicle exocytosis. The record is from RefSeq and is a predicted model, not a curated record. Gene Ontology annotation, cellular component: plasma membrane. Gene Ontology annotation, molecular function: GDP binding; GTPase activity; GTP binding. NCBI's taxonomy places the organism in Eukaryota, Metazoa, Arthropoda, Copepoda, Calanoida, Temoridae.